This is a messenger RNA of Cephus cinctus (wheat stem sawfly), 3239 nucleotides long. RefSeq names its product DNA replication factor Cdt1 (gene dup). Gene Ontology annotation, cellular component: nucleus. Lineage: Eukaryota; Metazoa; Arthropoda; Insecta; Hymenoptera; Cephidae. The record is from RefSeq and is a predicted model, not a curated record. Gene Ontology annotation, molecular function: DNA binding; DNA polymerase binding. Gene Ontology annotation, biological process: DNA replication checkpoint signaling; mitotic cell cycle; regulation of DNA-templated DNA replication initiation. Bases 245 to 2464 code for a protein of 739 amino acids. The transcript has 6 exons.
AGUGUAUUGUGAUAUUGCCUUUAUGAUUCCUUGGCGCUAGUUAUGUUCAGCUGACACAAUCUUUUCGCGCGUAAUCAGUAAAAUAGGCGCGAUUUUACCUCCAUACGUGGAGUAGUAGUGCAGCAGCUAGGAAGACUCACAACUGGAUAAGGAGCGUCUUGAGUUUUCAAAAGGUUUAACGGACUUUUGGCGACACCCUUGAUCAUCAAGCGCAACCGGAUACGUAUAUAUUCGUAUAUAAAAAAUGUCUCAGCCGUCAGUAGCGGCGUUCUUUAAUACGCGAAAACGGCAAGCUCCUGAUGAUUUACGAAGUAAGUCCAAGGUCCUAAUUUUAGAGCAGGAACAAACGAACCUGGUGAGCGAUGCUGAAGAAAGUAGUGAGAUUAAGCGAUCGGAGUCUUCGGGUUCACCAUUAACUAUUACUGAAGAAAAUACUGGUCGAGCGACUCCCAAACUCGUGUGUUCUUCUACUAACGAUAUUGAGAGCAAUUCCUUGUGUUCUGAAAGGGUACCUAGGAUUGUGAUCAAGCAAAACCCUGCUGUAAGAAACAUCCAGUUUGAUUCUGUGAAAAGUAAUACUCAGAAGACUUCUACAAUGAACACUAGAAACAGAUCAAUAAGGUCUCGCAAGCAUUCUUCUCAAGAUGGUCAGAUUGAUAUUCGUGAAACUUUUUUGAAGAUUAGUAGCAAGACUGAUGAAGCCAAGAAUGUUGUUUUUGAAAAGAAAGGUGCCUUGAGUCCCACUAAGAAACGUUCAGCUACUCCUAAGAAGAAUCAGCCUGUUGUAACAAAGAUUGUUAACGGUACAAAUGAGCCACCUGCAGCUGGUUCUAUUACUCCAAAGAAAGGUUCACUUAUGGAUAGGUUGAGUAAGCAAGAUAUGAGUCUAUCUGAGAUCAAGAAUAGGAUCAAUAAGUCUGGAAGACUAGCAGAGCUCAAGGCUUCCAUUACCAGAAUCAAAAACUGCGAAGCUAGGCUUGAUAAUCUCAAUAAUAAGGAUGACAUUCGAAAACCACAAAUAAAAAAGUUUGAGAGAAUUCAACUAGAAGUUCCUGUUAGUCCACAGAAAAGCAAUCAGUCGCCGAGUAAGUCGUUCUUAAGUCCAACAAAAAAUAUAGAUCUUCCCAAGAAUGCCAGUUCUCAACGUAGACUACUGUUUGCUCCAAAGGAGUCAACACCAAGUCCAGUAAAGAGCAGCCCAACUAAAGCUCCAGCUUAUCAAAGAUUCCAAUCCUUGUCUGACAGUGGUCCUCUUGCUUUACCACUACCUUACAGUUAUCGAUUUCUGGCAGAGGUUUUCCGAUGCGUCGAUACGGUUGCAGCAAUGUUAUUCAACCGCAAGGAACUUAUAACAUUCAAGAAACUAAGACCAGGGGUUCAAGAACAACUACGCCGUAACUUUACUCUUGACCAUCUAGCUCAGAUAAAGACAAUCUAUCCUGAUGCUUUUACCUUUCAUCAGGAGAAGCACAGAAGCUUUGGGUCUGUUUCCCAGCAAGAGAAAUACGAGCUGGUAAUCACACCUGUGGUAGAGGUAAAGAGUGGCCGUAAUACACCAGAUGCUGAUGAUGUACUAAAAUCAGCUUCUGAGAGCAGCAUGAGCCCUGCAGUAUUAUUAAAAAGGAGAAGAAAAUUCUUCAAUACCCUUUUAGAAAAAGUUAAGGACGAGCACGAAAAGUUCCUAUUAGGUUUGGAAAUGCCUAUGGUCAUUAAAAAGGAAAAGAUCACCAGGUGGCAUCCUGAGUUUGACGUGGAGAGUUGCAAAGAAAUCGAACGUGCUGAAUUGCCUGAACCACCCAAUGUUGAUAAAGCUUCUUCAGCUAAGGAUGUUCUAGAAAAAGCAAAAACUCUGUUUAACUGCAACACACGCAUGGAAAAAGCUUUGCAGCGGUUAGUUGAGGCUCGAAUGACUUCAAAAUCAACUUCCUCACCGCUAACUUUGGAUUCAAUCACUAAUGAUGUUACUACCCAAGUGACUGAAGAGGGUGUUCGAAACGUUGAGAUAUCAGUGGUAGAUACUCCUCCUGCAACACCAACGACUCAGAGUAGCUUCCUGAGUACUGCUUUCAAAGGAAUCCCCAAAGCACUUCUCGAGAAGGUUCGUGCCAAGCAAGCCGCUAAAGCUUUAGAAGCUAUGACGAGAACUCCUAAGGCAGAAAAAGAAGCAACAAUUUAUUCAAGACUCCCAGAACUCGCUAAAAUUUUGCGCAAUAUAUUUGUGGCCGAGAAAAAGGGCGUCCUCACUGUGGAAUUGGUCAUUCAGAAGCUUGAUAACUCUUAUCGCACAAAGUUAACGCCCAACGAACUUGAGGAACAUAUACGUUUAUUAUGCAAGCUUCUGCCUACUUGGGCAAGUUUACACGUUGUCAGAAAAAUUGAUUAUCUCAAGCUAGCAAAGGACGUCGAUAUCGCUAAGGUAGUUAAAAGAUUGGAAAUACUGGCCAAUGACAAGGUAAAGGUAUAACAGUAAUUUCCACAGUAAAACUUAAAGGAAUAAAGAAAUAUUUAUGAUUUUUAUCUUCACGUGCACCGAAUACACUAAUUCAUUAUACUUUGAUCACAUUGAAAACAACAGAUCUUAAGAUUAAUUAUUUACGCUGACUGUAUAUACGUGGAAGAGUUAGUGGCUGAUUCAACAUUUUUUUGUUUUUGUUGUAAUGCAGUUUUGAAUUCUUCUUUGACAGUCUUAUGCAAGAUAUAUCAGCAAAUGAAUUUUUUAUGCAUUCACUUUCUUGAAUAAUGAAAUUAUAAUUUCGCAUGCCUAAGUUAAAUACGACUCUUCUACGUUAAGUGUCAAAGGGAAUAAAACGCACGCCAAAAAAUAAAUUAAUACAAUUAAAAUGCUACUAGCAGACAAAGAACUUGUUGUGACGCUGCAUUACACUCCGCACAGUUGAUUAACAAAAAUCGAUUAAAAAAAACGUGAGACUGUUUUGUUGGGUAUUAUGCACAGAUAAUACAGAUCGCGUAUAGGGAUACUUAAUAUACAUAUAUUACAUUAUUUUCAUUGCACAUUGCAUACUUUAAGUGAAACUUUGUAUACAUAAUAUUAAUAUACACUUUUGAUAAAAAUGAUUAUAAAUCAACGAAAUUGUACAAUCUAAGGAGUAAUACGACAUAACUCCAGUAGGCGAUACAAUUUUCAAAUAAAUUAUUUAGGAUAUCUACAUAAGUAUGAUUUUCAAUCUUGGGAAUUUGUGUAUGCUAUUUUUUCACGCAAUAAAAGUUUACAAACAUCA